ACACGGCAUGUUGCCCUGGUCGCCACGGCGGUGGGGCACGGGCCCGGAAGAGGCACCCGAGGGACUAGGCCCCACCGCGGGCAGGGACCAGGGUGAGGCCUGGAGCUCUGGAGCGGACGCUCCCAGGGAGCUGGGGACACCCCCACAGGACAGACAUUCCUGGACCCAGAGAGAGCAGCUGCUGCUGCCCUGCCAUCCGCCAGGUCCGGCCACUGAGAAGCCCCUCGGAGCCCCAGUUCCCCUCCCCCCCCAGAUGGCCUGGGAGGAGGCCCCCUCGAGGAUGACCCCUCUAGCACCCUGGGACCCCAAGUACGAAGCCAAAGCAGGGCCUCGGCUGGUGUGGGGGGCCAACUGUAGCUCAGGAGCCUCCUUCUCAGGCCGGACGCUAUGUCACCCCUCGUUCUGGCCACUGUAUGAGGCAGCCUCAGGCAGGGGUCCCCAGCCCGUGGCCCCUGCCACAGGGCAUCAGAAUGGACAGCAGGCGCACCCAGAUGCAGGGUUCCCAGUGAUGUGCGGUGAAGACGUCUUCUUCUCAGACCCUCUGCUGCCCCAGGGACAGCGGGUCCCCUUGUACCUUUCUGAGGCCCCCAGCAGGUGAGAGCCCUUUCCCCUCCCAGCCUCCAGGCAGGCCUGGAAAGAAACACAUCCCAUUCUCUCUCCUCAGGUGAUGAGCUCCCUGAAGCUGCUGCCGCCACCCUCCAUAAUGUCCCCCUGGGUCUUCCCCAGCCUGUCACCCUCCCCAGGCUGCUCCACUGCCUGGCUCAGUGGGCCAGAGCUGAUAGCUCUCACCGGCCUGCUGCAGAUGAGCCAGGGGGAGCCCAGGCCCAGCUCCUCCAUGGCUGCCACACCCACUGCUGGCCCCCCAGACCCUGCCUCUGACCCAACCAGCCCCUGUGGUGGCUCCAGCAGUUCUCACGGUGCUGACCCCUCUCUCCCACAGACCCCAGACACCCAUUGUUCAUAGCCUUCUUGGAGCAGGGUGGGCUGGUUGUGCUGACAAUAAAAGUGUUGGUUUGCAAAACA
Molecule: messenger RNA, 1023 nt
Organism: Callithrix jacchus (white-tufted-ear marmoset)
Lineage: Eukaryota; Metazoa; Chordata; Mammalia; Primates; Cebidae
Source: RefSeq, a predicted model, not a curated record